Molecule: messenger RNA, 273 nt
Organism: Parnassius apollo (apollo)
Lineage: Eukaryota; Metazoa; Arthropoda; Insecta; Lepidoptera; Papilionidae
Source: the annotation of a GenBank genome assembly
AUGGAGUAUGUAUCGGGUGUACGAGUAGCAAGAUUUAACAAAGCGAGACUCGGCAGUGUGGGUCAAGUGGUUAAUCCCGCUGAGGCAGCGCCGCGUCCCGGCUGCUUCCAGCACGCGUGCCCGGCUCGGCGUGGCCGCUUCACAUCGCCGCUCAUACUGCCUCUAUUAUCCUAUGCAAAUUCGGAUUUCCCAAACACCGUGUUGUGCCGCGGGCUACCUGCUAUCGCGGCUAUUAAUAACGCGCCGCAUCGCUUACAAAUACGGCUCGACUAA